UUUCAGAGACUUCAGAUGGUUUGGUUUAUGGGUUUUCCUUUUCUUUGAUCAUGCUUUAUGUUCAGAAAUUUCUGGGUUUUUAAGGAUAAUCUGAAGCAAUUCUUUUUGGGUUUUCAAGAUUCAAGAAUGCGAAAUUCUCACACAGUUAACCGCACACACACUCUUGGUUUCUAACGUUUAUUUCAAGAAACUUGUGUACAGAGAUUAACCCCUUUAGUUCUUCAAACUUCUCACGAGAAAUUCUGGGUUUCAGGGGUUAUUUCGAUUUCACAUGGCUACGAAGUUUAUGAUUUUGUUGGGGUUAAUUUGCAGAAAAUGGAUGACGAUCGAAUGAUUAAAGGGGUAGAAGAAUUGGCGACCCCUUCGUAUUUGGUGGUUGCUUUAGCUGUCAAUGGAAGCAAAAAGACCAAAUACGUUGUUAAAUGGGCAUUGGAUAAAUUUGUUCCUGAGGGUAUGCUUCUGUUCAAGCUGUUCUUCGUCCGCCCUAAAAUCACAAGGAUCCCAACACCAAUGGGUGCUGUUCCUCUUUCGCAAGUUCGAGAGGAUGUGGUGAUGGCUCACAAGAAGGACGUUGAAUGGCAAGCGUACGAAAAGCUUCUACCUUUCAAGAACAUGUGUGCUAAGAGAAAGGUGCAGGUAGAAAUUGUGCAAAUUGAAUCGGAUGAUGUUGUAGAUGCAAUAAAACAGGAAAUUUCUAAAGGCAAUAUCAGCAAACUUGUGAUUGGAGCUUCAUCAAAUAGCGUAUUCUCGAGCUUGCACAUACCUCCACUUAUCCCAAGGGGAGAUAACAGCCCGGAAAAUUACCAGAAGAGACAUGAACUAGCGACCUAUGGGGGACGAAAUUUGUCGGCAAGAAUCUCUGAAAGCAUCCCGAGCUUUUGUACAGUCUAUGCUAUUUCAAAAGGGAAGUUAUCUUCACUACGCGCUUCUGAUUCAGAGACCAUCGGAUCUACUAACGAUGAUAGCAACAGCAGUGAUUCUAGUUCUGUAACCAAUUCAAGUAUAGCUCGAACAGAGUGGACAGACCAAGGCUCAGCUACUUCAUACUCCCAGUUGUUUUCACCUUCACUACCGAUGCAACGAUUCGAAGCACUUUCAUCCAUAAACCGAACCCUUCUUCACAAAAGAACCGGUUCGUUAGAAAGUCCCCAAAAUAAGUUCACUUCCACAGAUGGGUGUGAUGGAGAUGAAACAACGGUUUCUUAUGCCAGUAAUCCUGAUUAUUUUCGUGCAAGCAGUACGCUUUCUAGUAACCAAAGCUUCUUGACCGAAAACCAGUCUUGGACCUCUGAUCAAGCUUCCACAUCUGGUGCUCCUUCGGAAUUUUCAUCAGAAAUCCAGGCUAACGAUAUCAACUUUGAGCUAGAAAAACUGAGAGUUGAACUGAGGCACAUUCGCGGCAUGUAUGCGAUUGCACAAAGCGAGACAUUUGAUGCAUCUAGAAAGUUAAACGAUCUUCAAAAACAGCAACUCGAGGAAUCGAUGAAACUCAAAGAGUUAAAAGUUAAAGAAGAGGAAGCGGAAGAAUUAGCUCGUAAAGAGAAGGAGAAAGCUGAAGCGGCUAAAAGACAAGCUGAAUGCGUAAAAGAUUGUCUACGAAGAGAAGCUGCUAUUAGAAAAGAAGCCGAAGAGAAGGCGUUACAAGAAUCUAGAGAGAAACAAAAGCUUCAAGAUGCCAUAAUGGGAACUUCGAUUAAGUAUCAGAAGUUCACGUGGGAAGAAAUCGUGGAUGCAUGUUCUUCGUUUUCUGAAGAUCUUAAGAUAGGAGCAGGAGGGAACGGGAUCGUAUAUAAAUCGAGCUUUCAUCAUACCGUUGCUGCUGUUAAAGUUCUUCAUUCUCAGGAAGCUCAUAGAACCAAGCAAUUUCAGCAGGAGCUUGAUGUCUUGAGCAGAAUAAGGCAUCCGCAUUUGCUUAUUCUCAUCGGUGCUUGUGUCGAUCAUGGUUGCUUAGUUUACGAGUACAUGGAGAACGGGAGCUUGGACGAGAGAUUAUUCCGCAAAGACGACACACCUCCGCUCAUGUGGUUCGAUCGGUUUAGAAUCGCGUGGGAAGUAGCAUCGGCCCUUGUUUUCCUUCACAACGCAAAGCCAAGGUCGAUCAUCCAUCGCGACCUCAAACCCGCAAACAUUUUACUCGAUAAAAACCUCGUGAGCAAGAUUGGUGACGUUGGUCUUUCGACGAUGCUUCAAUCGGAUCCUUCUUCCACAUCCACCAUUUACAAAGACACUAGUCCAGCCGGAACCCUUUGUUACAUCGAUCCAGAGUAUCAACGAACAGGAUUAGUUUCUCCGAAAUCCGAUGUUUACGCUCUCGGAAUGGUGAUCUUGCAGUUGCUAACAGCAAAACCAGCAAUCGCGCUGACCCAUGUGGUCGAAACCGCUAUCGAAGAUGACGAGUUAGCCAAAGUGGUGGACCCAGAAGCAGGCGAGUGGCCGGUUGACGAGACAAAGGAGCUAGCCGCUUUGGGGUUGAGUUGUGCUGAGCUUCGCCGGAAAGAUAGGCCUGAUUUGAAAGAUACGGUCCUUCCAGUACUGAAACGACUGAAAGAAGUUGCGGAUGAAGCUCAACGGAUGGCAUCGAGGGCUGGAACCACCCCUCCGAACCACUUCGUAUGCCCAAUACUUAAGGAUGUUAUGGUUGAUCCUUGUGUUGCUGCUGAUGGGUAUACUUAUGAUCGCAGGGCGAUAGAGAAAUGGUUGAAGGAGAGUGACAGUUCUCCGAUGACGAAUUUGCCAUUGGCGAGUACGAGCUUAACCACGAAUUACACACUUGUUUCUGCAAUCAUGGAGUGGAGAUCAAGAAAAUUAUGGUAAUUUUUGGGGGUUUUAGGGUUUUUUUUUGUGUACAUGUUUUUGUUUGAUUGAAAGAUAAAGCUGCUAUUUGGGUCUUCAUACGAACCUUGAAUUUGAUCUUUUUAUAUAAAUGUACAUGUUCUU
Molecule: messenger RNA, 2937 nt
Organism: Cynara cardunculus var. scolymus (artichoke)
Lineage: Eukaryota; Viridiplantae; Streptophyta; Magnoliopsida; Asterales; Asteraceae
Product: U-box domain-containing protein 35-like
Exons: 10
Coding region: 316-2814 (832 amino acids)
Biological process (GO): protein ubiquitination; protein phosphorylation
Molecular function (GO): protein kinase activity; ubiquitin-protein transferase activity; ATP binding
Source: RefSeq, a predicted model, not a curated record